CAAAUUGUACCUGAAGUUUGCAGUCAGCUGAAGAGCCUUGAUGGAGUCACCUUUGAAGUCUGAUAUGACAGUUCUCCAGAAGAGCAACCGAUUUGGUGGAUACCUGCACUCUACCAUCUUUAUCAUCCUGUUGAUGGUAACCGUAUACUGUACACCCAGUUUUCACUGUCCAGAAAUGGUUGAAUUGGGCUCGUCGGUCAACCUUACCUGUUACAUUGAAGGUAGAUCAAACGCCCACUCCUACGUAACACCCAGUGUAACUACUGCAGCAACGUGUAAUCUGAUAGAUGGAAAGUGCUAUCCGUCUCGUAACUUCAACGCAUCAGUCGUCAACACAUCUUCCAGUAUUCUCACUAUACAUCGGACACUAAAGCCUCAUGGGGGUGAUUGGAAAUGUGUAAAUGAUCCAAAAAAGGAGACUUGUCAUGUGACUGUUUUUAAGAGACCAACGUGUUGCAUUACCAGCGACACAAACACCAGCGACACAAACACCAGCUCACUCAAUGAGGGAGAUGCUGUAACACUGACAGUGAACCUCUCUAACAGCUACUGCUCCGAGUCUUCUCUGGUUGAGUUGACGACGGGUGUCAACACCACUCUCAUCAAGCGUACAUUUACUAAUAUCUCAGAUGAUGUAUUGACCAAACAGUUCAAUGUAACAAGCUCACAUUUCGGGGUGGUCAGUCUCAUCUACACCUGUAGUAGUAGCAGUUGGAACGUGUCCUGUGAGGGAAUUCGCCAGCUGGUCGAAGGUGCUCUGACUGACAUCAAGACAUCAACCACACAGUCCACAGUUCCUCCUACGUCAGAUGGACCGGACACAGAAGUAUUUCCAGUUUGGAUCCUAAUUACUGUCGCUGUAAUCGCUGUAAUCGCUGUAAUCCUUGUAAUCGUUGUAAUCGUUGUAAUCGUUGUACGUUGGAAAAAGAAAAGGCCCGCUAUCAUCCAAACCGACCAGGAAGGUACUAGUGAUGUCAUGUUGAAGGACCGUGAUACCUAAGACGUGGCGAACACACCUCUUCUGUUACGGGGGCGGUCGGGUAGUCUAGUGGUUAAAGUGUUCGCUCGUCACGCCGAAGACACGGGUAUGAUUUCCGGUAUGGGUACAAUGUGUGAAGCCCAUUUCUGGUGAAGCCAAUUCUGUAACAGGUGUGCGUCCCGAUCUUUAAUCGAUAAUGUCCCUUGACAUCGUUGUUGUCCUAAACUUUGGAUCAUUGGUUUGCUGGCACCACACACAGUGCCUCUAUACAUUAAUGUAGAUGAAACUCAAGGAAUAAGUGACAUGUCCCGAGGCAAGGUACAAGAGUUAUGCCUCUCGAAAAUUUAUUUUUCUUCGUCGAAUGAAUGUUUUCAUCAGUUACUAUCCAAAGUAUGUUAAUAUUAAUUUCUGAGUUACAAGUAUUCUGUUGAAAGGUAUGAGCGUUCAUAGGCAAUUCGAUGAAUGGGUUUUGUGUCAUUGAAGGCUGUUUGUUAGCAAUAAUGCUGCGCGCUUUUCACAUUUUGACGUACGCGUGUAGUAUUCACUCCAUUAAAAUGCAUGACCACUGGACUAGCAUGGUUGGGUCGAAAUAGAUUAUAUUAUAUUAUAUUGCUUGUUAUUUUUUUCAUAUUUCCUUAUCAAAUUGGAUCAAAACACCCAAGACAAUAUGUGCUGCAUAGGUUUUCAUAUUGUUAUUUUAUAUGAUUACACAUCACAGCAGUUUUUUCUUAUAUUUUUCUUUUUGUUCUUUUACCUGCUUUGCAAGACACGUAGGGCGAACUUGAACUCUGGAUGCAUAGACGUCACAAUAAAUCUGUUGAGUAGU
Messenger RNA from Haliotis rufescens (red abalone), 1805 nucleotides. RefSeq lists its product as uncharacterized. The record is from RefSeq and is a predicted model, not a curated record. The coding region runs from base 41 to 1000 and encodes 319 amino acids. Lineage: Eukaryota; Metazoa; Mollusca; Gastropoda; Lepetellida; Haliotidae. The transcript has 5 exons.